AUGUGUAUUUCUGUUCUUGCUCAUUUGCGUGAGCGUCGCCGCGGCAAGGGAUAUUCAAGAAACUCCAUUUCCGUCUUCGUAUUCAGCACCAACGCUAGACUGCUAUCAUCCCCGCCCGCCCCACCACAAGCACCAUCCACCCCAUCACAAACACCACCCGCCCCGCCGCAAACACCAACCACCCCAUCACAAAGGACACCACCCAAAUCACCCAUCACCAUCACCUCAAGUGCAGCCACCCCAUACCGCUCUAUCUCCUUUCCUGUUCAUAAUGCGGUUCCCCCAUCGCAUAUAGGUUCACCAACUCAUUCACCACACAUGGCUCCUUCCCCAGGUGAUGCUGUUUUGUCACCGCGUAUCACACCAACUCAGCCACCGCACACGGCCCUAUCUCCAGUUGGUCAUGCGGUUCCGCCAUCGCGAGUGGCAUCACCAACUCAGCCACCAUCGCAAAUGGCUUCACCAAUUCAGCCACCGCGUGUGGCUCCAUCCCCAGUUGAUACGGUUCCACCACCACAUGCGGCACCAACUCAGCCACCAAGCACGGUUCUAUCGCCGGCUAAGCUGCCAUCAACUCCGUCGCCGAAUGUCGCUCCAUCACCAGUUGAUAAAGGAGUUUUGCCACCGAAAAUGGUUGCUCCGAGUCCAGUAGUUCAUAAUGUGGUGGCUCCACCACCGCACGCGGCUCCUAUAACAUCACCACCAAAGUCUGAUUCACCCGUGGUUAAUGCACCUCCAUCGCGUCCCACUCCACAUCCAUAUCCACCUCCUCCUCCACCAAGUGAGGAUGAAUCAACUAAUUGCCCGAUGGUUCUGAUCAAUGUAGAAGGGUGUGUAUCAGAUCUGAUCAGGGCCUUUUUCAAAUUUGAUAAAGUUUCCAUAUCUACAGAAUGUUGCAAAGUUGUUUCAUCAAUUUCAGACGAUUGCUUUUACAGUGGAUUCACCAGGGUACCAGUUUUCCUAGGUAAAGUAAGGAAGUAUUGCAGUCAUCAUAAAGGCUGA
Molecule: messenger RNA, 1002 nt
Organism: Capsicum annuum
Lineage: Eukaryota; Viridiplantae; Streptophyta; Magnoliopsida; Solanales; Solanaceae
Product: leucine-rich repeat extensin-like protein 5
Exons: 1
Coding region: 1-1002 (333 amino acids)
Biological process (GO): double fertilization forming a zygote and endosperm; regulation of protein localization to cell surface; regulation of double fertilization forming a zygote and endosperm
Cellular component (GO): extracellular region; vesicle
Source: RefSeq, a predicted model, not a curated record